Messenger RNA from Aplysia californica (California sea hare), 1042 nucleotides. Its product is annotated as sigma intracellular receptor 2. Gene Ontology annotation, cellular component: endoplasmic reticulum. The record is from RefSeq and is a predicted model, not a curated record. Lineage: Eukaryota; Metazoa; Mollusca; Gastropoda; Aplysiida; Aplysiidae.
UUUCAUUUAACGCCGGGAUACGGUCAAACCAAGACUUUCAGAUAGGCCUACAUUCUUUUAUCAACAGCAAAAAGAAACAGCUAGAAACCAUGAUGCAUUACGUAACCAUGCCAACCAGACGACAGAUAAUGGACAAAAUAUUGUUCCUGUACUUUCUGAUCCAAAUUCCUUCGACUCUUUUCUUCGACACGCAAGGAGUAUAUCCAGAAAGCUGGUAUCCUCAGAUGGAGCCAGAAACAAGCCCUGGGUUCUGUUCCCGUCCAUCUUGUACAGCGUCCACACGAUCACUGCCAUCUGCAGUGUCUGGCUCAUGGCGCUUCUGGAGGACUUCAGCAAGUACGAAGCGCUGGCGCCAAGUUCCCUCGUUGAGAGACUGAAGCUCUGCUUCGCUUACUCCCCUUUCAUGAUCUGCUCCCUUGUUUGUCUCUGCGACUCCUUAUUCUUGUUUAGAGAGAUGAGACAGGAUAAAAUAAAAUAAGAGAGAUGAGACAGGAUAAAAUGAAAUAAGAGAGAUGAGACAGGAUAAAAUAAAAUAAGAGAGAUGAGACAGGAUAAAAUAAAAUAAGAGAGAUGAGAUGAGAUGAGGUGAGGUGAGGUGAGAUACGAUGAAAAGAGGUAAGAUCAGAUAAGAUAAGAUAAGAUAUUACUUCAUUGUCCUUGUUGGCAAUUUUUCAUAGCAGUUGUCAGCUUUUUUUUUUCUCUCCAUAUUUAAAUUCACUUGGAGAGGAAGGGAAGCAUGGAAAUAAAAGAUAAAACACAAAAUUGUCAGAAUGUGUGUUAGCUGUAGCGGAAAAGUGUAGUGAAGUAAUUAAUUUAUUUGGUGAUUGCAUUGCAACAAUGUCUCCUGACCGUUUGCCUUUGCCUAAAAAUAUAUUGUAAAGUCAUUACACGUUGAAGUUGAUGGUUGCUUUUUAAAACAAUUUAAACAAAAACCUAUUGUUUUAACGGAGAGGCACUCUUAAUUUGUUACUUUCGUUAUGGAUGCUUUGGAACAAUGUCUCAUGACCGUUUGUUUUUAUUUUAAAAAUGUGUUGUGAAGUCA